Molecule: messenger RNA, 3395 nt
Organism: Xylona heveae TC161
Lineage: Eukaryota; Fungi; Ascomycota; Xylonomycetes; Xylonales; Xylonaceae
Product: protein MGM1, mitochondrial precursor
Exons: 4
Coding region: 111-2897 (928 amino acids)
Cellular component (GO): membrane; microtubule; cytoplasm
Molecular function (GO): microtubule binding; GTPase activity; GTP binding
Source: RefSeq, a predicted model, not a curated record
ACAACCACAACAACCCUUUCAUGCGAAACCUCUUUCACCUCUGAUGGCUUGAUAAUAGCCAGACAGAGGCAGCUGAAGCUUAUGCUGAUCCUUGACUGCUUUUGCACAGCAUGAGUGGCAGGUUAUUUUCAUCCCGGCUGCCGCCACUGGCCCGGAGGGCUCCCCUCCAUAUUACUCGACGAGUGAUGCAUCAUGCCAGUGCCAGAGCUGGUGGACUUCUAGGAGUGCAAAAUAGUCUUUUACGAACUGUUCAACGUCGGCCUUGGCCCCAGGGUGCUUUCUCGGUUCAUAAUGUCCCCGCCGUGCGCACAAUCUCCUUUGCGCGCGCACUUCCCAAGCUGGUCUUGAGGUUAGCCAGACUGCCGGCCCUGUUUGGCGGAGCGACAAUUGCAGGUCUUGCAUACGUCCAAUACCAAGCCACGCAGGCAGGAAAUUAUGCCAUGGACGCGCUUCGAAGAGCUGGUGACGUUACAGGCGAAACGGCUGGCAGCAUAUUUGGCGGUGCCAUGGAUAUAGUGGACCAGACACGGAGAGGGUGGGAGCGCACCAAAGAUGACGUCGAACUACCAGAGUGGCUACGAUUGAUAUUGAGAAAGGAAGCUGGGUCAGAGGGCGGAGAAGGUGGAUCCUCUGGACCAGAAGGCUCCCCAAAGCAGAGCAGAGCAGCUGGAGCAGCGGCCGUGGGAGGCGCGACUGGAGCGGCUUUUGGGUACAGCGAGUCAUCUGAGGAAGACGAUCGUUCUGGAGAGCAAACCGCAAGGGACGACCAAAUGAUGAUGCUGACGAAGAAGAUGAUUGAGAUUCGAAACAUGCUGCAGACCAUUGGCCAGUCCGACACUUUGACGCUGCCCUCGAUCGUUGUCAUUGGAUCACAGUCGUCCGGAAAGAGCUCCGUUUUGGAAGCCAUCGUCGGUCACGAAUUUCUGCCCAAGGGCUCGAAUAUGGUAACCAGGAGACCCAUUGAGCUUACACUUGUCAACACUCCCGAUGCGCACGCCGAGUACGGAGAAUUCCCGUCGUUGGGUCUUGGCAAGAUGACAGACUUUUCUCAGAUCCAGCGGACCUUGACCGAUCUCAACCUCGCCGUCCCAGCUGAGAAAUGUGUCUCCGACGAUCCAAUCCAGCUCCACAUUUACUCUCCUAAUGUCCCAGACCUUUCUCUCAUCGACCUCCCUGGAUAUAUCCAGAUUGCAGGACAUGAUCAACCAAAGGAGCUCAAGCAAAAGAUCUCGGAGCUCUGUGACAAAUAUAUCCAACCUCCGAACGUCAUUCUCGCGAUUUCCGCUGCGGAUGUCGACCUUGCCAACUCGACUGCCUUGCGUGCUAGCCGCCGAGUUGACCCAAGAGGUGAACGUACAAUUGGCGUCAUUACCAAGAUGGACUUGGUCGAUGCCCAACGGGGCGCCAGCAUUCUGGGGGAUCGGAAAUACCCCUUGCGAUUGGGAUAUGUUGGAGUUGUCUGCCGCGUGCCACACAGCACUGGUCUCUUCUCCCGGGGCGGCGGAAAUAUUACAAACGCCAUCGUGAAGAACGAGAAUGCCUACUUCUCUGCUCACCCUCUUGAGUUCGGCCCAGAGUCAGAGCUCUUCGUGGGUACGAGCACCCUGCGAAAGAAACUCAUGCAGGUGCUUGAACAGACCAUGGCAUCUAGCCUCCAAGGAACAAGUGAUGCAAUUCACCAGGAGCUGGAAGAAGCUACUUAUGAAUUCAAGGUGCAGUACAACGACCGUCCGCUGAGCGCCGAAUCCUAUCUUGCCGAAAGCCUAGAUGCAUUCAAGCACUCCUUUAAGGAAUUUGCCGAACACUUUGGCCGUCCCCAAGUACGAGAGCUCCUCAAGCGCGAGCUCGAUCAGCGGGUCCUGGAUAUUCUUGCCCAGCGUUAUUGGAACAAGCCCAUCAGUGAGCUAGGUCCAGCGUCAGCUGAACCCGAGCCAUUGAGUGGGCUUCCCAAGGCUGAUCCAGAAUCUCUCUUCUGGCACAGAAAGCUCGACGCGUCUGCAUCUUCUCUCACAAAGCUGGGCGUAGGAAGACUUGCCACUACUGUCCUUGCGAACCAGCUACAGGCGCAUGUUGAUCAUCUGAUCUCUACCUCGACGUUUUCGGCGCACCCGUUUGCCCGCCAGGCCAUCUCCGAGGCAGCCUCUGGCAUUCUUAACGAGCGUUUCUACGGCACAAGCGACCAGGUUGAGAACUGCAUCAAGCCGUACAAAUUUGAGAUUGAAGUGGAGGAUAAUGAGUGGUCCAAAGGUCGUGAGAACGUCACCGGCUCUCUCAAAGAGGAGCUGGUGGCCGUAGAGGCUGCUAUGAAAGAUGUCGAGGCCCGCAUAGGCGGCAAACGGAAAUUGAAGGACGUACUGGGCUUCGUGGAGCGUGUGAGGAAAGGAGAUGUAGUACUAGAAGGAGAUGGUGUUGGCGGUGCUGGAGGCUUCAGCUCUGCUCUUCUGGCAACAGGUCGAGAGGCAGCCUUCCUUCGGGAUCGCGCGGAUAUCAUCAAGAUGCGACUUUUGGCGGUCAAGUCAAAGCAAUGCGCUACAAAAAAGAACAAGUAUUACUGCCCAGAGGUCUUUUUGGAUGUGGUUGCCGACAAAUUGACUGCAACGGCUGUCUUAUUCCUGAACGUUGAGCUCCUUUCGGAGUUUUAUUACAACUUCCCCCGUGAGCUCGAUUCCCGACUUGGCAAGCACCUCUCCGACACGGAAGUCGAGCGGUUCGCGCGAGAAGAUCCCAAAAUCAGACGCCACCUUGAUAUUAUCCGUCGCAAGGAAAUGCUCGAGCUUGUGUUGGAAAAGAUGGAGAGUUUACGCCAGCUCGAGGGCCGCGAGAAGCGAUCCAAGGCCGCACAACAGCAAGCAGCAGCCGCUGCCAAAGAGCGAGGACGAGGAUGGAGUUUCUUCUGAUCAAUUUCAUUUCUUACGUCACCUAGCCUUGGAUCAGGCUGGCUUUUUCAAAACAUCUCUUUACCACAAUACCCUCUGUAUUGGGUCCGCCGCGAACUUUUUGUCUCGUUUUAGUCGGUGUUUACUUGCUUACUUCUCCGCUCGAUUAUUUACUGGUGGAACAGCACUUCCCUGCUCUUUUAUAGUCCUAUUCCUUUUCCUCUCUUCUCCCCUUCUUCCUCUCUGCGCUUACGUUAUCAUUCUCGCGCGCUCAAUGGUAUCUGCCAAUAUAGUUGUGGUGCCAUGUCCUUUCUUUUGUCCUUUCCAAACCUGGACGGAUCCUUUACUUGUCAGACUAUCAUGCAUCAACUAUACCAUCCCAUGUACCCAAUAUACUUCUUUCAAUUAAUCGGUCGGCGAGCGUCAAAGAUGGUUUGGUCGGUCUUGGGCGUUUUAUCGAGCAAUGUGCUUUACUAGUAGUAUGUACAGAGUAGUAAUUUAAGAGUGAGCAAUUCGUCU